CCCAGCAGAUCACCCACCUGUGCCCAGCAGAUCACCCACCUGUGCCCAGCAGUGCACCUACCUGUGCCCAGAAGUGCCACCUACCUGUGCCCAGCAGUGCCACCCACCUGUGCCCACCCACCUGUGCCCACCAGUGCCACCCACCUGUGCCCACCCACCAGUGCUGCCCACCAGUGCCACCCACCAGUGCAGCCCAGCAGUGCUGCCAUCAGUGCCGUCUGUCAGUACCCAUCAUCAGUGUCACCUCUCAGUGCCGCCUCUCAGUGCUGCAUAUUAGUGCUGCCUAUCCGUGACACCUCAUUAGUGCUGUCUAUCAGUGCCGCCUAUCGGUGCCACCUCAUU
Staurois parvus is the source of this 342-nucleotide messenger RNA. NCBI's taxonomy places the organism in Eukaryota, Metazoa, Chordata, Amphibia, Anura, Ranidae. The record is from the annotation of a GenBank genome assembly.